AUGGCCAGCACCGCUGCUACUCCGGAAGCAGGCAACAAUCACAGUGAAGACAGCACCACACAUGGAGGCACCACAGGGGAGCCUGCCAUGGUCACCUACAACACCAGGCAAGAAUCCAUUGAUAGUUCAUCCACCAGGAAUUUGCUAGCCCCUAGCCAUGAAUCCAGAGUCACCGUAGAUUUUGAGCUCCUGUGGAGACUGCGGAAGUAUCUGCUGCUUCUUGGUAUCCUAGCUGUUAGUGUUACAUACAAUGCUGGAUUAACUCCACCUGGAGGGUUCUGGUCGAACAACACAAAAGAUGGGCGUUCUGGACAUGACGCGGGUGACCCUGUCCUUCGGGCUCUGUUCUUCCCACGGUAUGAGGUAUUCUUCUACUGCAAUGCAACUGCCUUUGCAGCAUCUCUUGUCCUAAUCAUCUUGCUUCUGAGUAAAAAUGUGACAAGGCAGAAGUUAUGGCUCCGCUCAAUGCAACUUACCAUGAUUCUGGACUUGUUUAGCCUAAUGGGGGCCUAUGCUGCUGGAAGCUACAGGGCAGUAAUGUCAUCCAUUUACAUCUGGGUUCUGGUCUUUUCUGUUUUCGUAUAUAUUAUGAUCCAUAUCCUAGUAUUUAUGAGAGUUGUUCCAAAAUUUGUUUCGGAGAAAAGAUUUGUUCCAAAAUGGCUGAAAGAUAUGGCAGUGUCUGUGCAAGAUUGGAUUCUAUCCAGGUGUGAUGUUCCUAGGAGUGAAAGGAACAACUCCCAUGAGAAAGAUCUAGAGGAAGCUCGCAAGUUCGUUUUGAUGCUAGUGACUUUCGCUGCAACUGUGACAUACCAAGCAGGGUUGAGUCCACCGGGUGGUUUUUGGGCUGAAAACGAUGAUAAAAUUCCAGCUACAUCUAUGCUUCGCAGUAAAAACCUUGCUCGAUAUAAUACUUUUGUUAUUUGCAAUUCAACUUCCUUUGUUGCGUCUUUGGUGACAAUCAUACUGCUUCUGAGCCCAGAACUGAGUGGGCAUGGCAUCAGAUCCAAAGCAGUGAUUGUAUGUGUCGUUGUCGACAUAUUUGGCCUGGUUGGAGCAUAUGCUGCAGGAAGCUGUAGGAGUGUGGUGACAUCUGUCUGUGCUAUUUUAAUUGCUGUUGUAGUAUGGAUCUGCUUUGCAGUUUUAGCCGGGAUCUUUGUUAACAGAUCUGUAGCAGGCUGGUUUGGAAAGAUCAAACCAGAUAUUAUGAGGUGCAUGGCUAAAUUUGGCCGGGUCGUUUCAUGGAAUUUUGGCAGAAAGAGAUCAAGAAAUCCAGAGGGAGAGAAUUCUAUUGCAAGUAAUCAGCAAACUGCAGAUUGCAUAAAAGAUGCAGCAGAACCAGAAACUGCUAGGGUACCAGAAUACCAGCUUCAAUACCAUCAGCAAGUUCCAAAUAUUAAAGAGGAAUCUCCUGGGCAGAAUCAGAGUCCAGGCAAACAAGAAGCUACAAACACUAAGGAGGCUGUAUCCAGCUCAGAGCAUGCAUUUGUGAAUGGCACGCAAACAGGAAAUAGUAGCAAUGUCACGUGUAACCUGGAAUGUCAGUCUACAGACCCAAAUUCAGUUGCAAAUGAGACUAUGUCUGAAACUGAAACAGGAAACAUGCAAGAUGCAAAUAUGGAGGAACAAUCUUCAUUGGUGGAUGAUCUUAAAACUCCCACUACUGUGGCUGGUAUGUCUAAUCAUGAUCUUCAAUUGGUAGAUAACCAUAGAGUUCAAAGUAUGAUCAGGCAAUCUUUCUCUACUGAUGAUCAAGAAUCCACAGCCACGGAGUGCUUGUCCGACAUUGCAUCCAAUAACCAUAAUGGAGCCACCAACAGUUUCAAGGAAGAGGAAAAAACUUCUGAGGAGACUUUGGAAACAGUUGAGAUAGAGAGUUCCGAAACCAAUAAUGUCUCUAGACCUAUUGAGAAUGCCAACAUUGGCACGCAUGAAGUAGCUCCCAGACAAAAUGCCAGCAAUGUAAAUGCUGGUGCCAACCCAACUGAUGAACACCUAAAGAAGUCCUGGACAUAUCUUCUUCUUCUAGCCAUUCUUGCAGUAUCCCUGACGUAUCAAUCAGGUUUGAAUCCACCAGGUGGUUUCUGGCCCCAAAGAGAGAACAAUAAUUCAACUGGUGAUCCCAUCCCUAAGAACACUCGUCAUCGUCCCUAUCAUUUACCUGGUGAUCCCAUACUUGAGGACACUCACCAUCGACGCUAUAUUGCAUUCUUCUAUUUAAAUGCUAUCGCCUUUGUUGCAUCCCUUGUCAUGAUUAUUAUGCUCCUGAAUAAGAGGAUGAGCAACAAGGUCAUAAAACAAUAUGCACUGCAGAUAACAAUGAUAGUGGAUCUUCUUGCUCUAACAGGGUCUUACAUUAUGGGGAGCUGUAGGGAGACAAAGGGUUCCAUAUACAUCUGGCUGUUGGUGUGCCUUGUGCUGGUUUAUGUUGCUGUUCAUGUUCUGAUCGCAAUACAUGUGAUCCCUGAAGGGUGCAAAAAGGUUGUGGCACACAAGAUUGAGAAUUUCUCCUGCAGAUAUAUAUGGACAAAGCCUUCGUAUGAGAACAACCAGAGAAGUGAUGCUAAUGAUAAUGAUUGUGAGCUUGGGCAGGGCCAGAGGGGUGAUGCUGAUGACAAGAACUGGGAGCGGAGGCGUAAUCUACUAUUGAUGCUUGCUAUUCUAGCUGCAACAGUCACAUACCAAGCUGGCAUGAAUCCUCCAGGAGGUGUAUGGUCUGAUGACGAGGCGGUCAGUGUUAUCACAAUAUUACUUGUGAACAAGGAAUCCUGUGAGCAUGGUAUCAAGUCCUAUGCACUAAGAGUGUGUUUGGUGGUGGGCUUGGUUAGCCUCUUGAUCGCCUAUUCUGCAGGAAGCUGUAGGAAAGCAAGAGAAUCUAUUUAUCUCAUCAUCAUUGCUGUUGCAGUUCUGAUUGCCCUUGUGAUUCAAGUGCUUCUGCUCUCCUCAACACAAGAUAGUCUCAGAGGACCAACUGGACAAUUUAUAAAACGUCUGCUUCAGCUGCUUUUUGGAAAGGAUGAGGCCUGGCAUGGUGCUACUUCUCAACAGAAAGAAUUCAAGUGCUUCUGCUCUCCUCAACACAAGAUAUUAAUCCUCUGCGCUACGAAAUAUUCUUCUGCUUCAACUCUAUCUCAUUCAUGGCUUCUAUUGUCGUAG
Molecule: messenger RNA, 3153 nt
Organism: Miscanthus lutarioriparius
Lineage: Eukaryota; Viridiplantae; Streptophyta; Magnoliopsida; Poales; Poaceae
Source: the annotation of a GenBank genome assembly